Messenger RNA from Neohortaea acidophila, 780 nucleotides. RefSeq lists its product as uncharacterized. The annotation marks the transcript as partial. The transcript has a single exon. Lineage: Eukaryota; Fungi; Ascomycota; Dothideomycetes; Mycosphaerellales; Teratosphaeriaceae. Gene Ontology annotation, cellular component: nucleus; cytoplasm. The record is from RefSeq and is a predicted model, not a curated record.
GGUCUCUUCCUCUACCCCUCCCUCCUCCCUCCCGCAAUCCAGCUCCAUCUCCUCGAUACUCUCCUCCACCGUGACCUCUCCAAUCCAGAGCACAUGACAAACGUCCACUUCCACCACCACCUCCCCUACCCCACCAAUAAAGACCAAUCCUCCUUCUUCAGCCCCUCUGCUUCAAUCCUCUCCUUCACGCCCAAAGACCCAGCUCUCCACAAACCCCUCACCACCCAGCAAUUCCUCAACAAAAAGCUCCGCUGGCUUACUCUCGGCGGCCAAUACGACUGGACGAAUAAAAUCUACCCCAACGCUGAACCCCCGCCCUUCCCACCAGACAUCAAAACUCUGAUCGAGGAGAUUUUCCCCAUGAAAGCCGAAGCUGCGAUUGUCAACCUCUAUUCCCCUGGUGAUACACUCAGCCUGCAUCGUGAUGUUAGCGAAGAGUGCAAUCGGCCGCUCGUUAGUAUUUCCCUUGGCUGCGAUGGGCUUUUCCUCGUGGGAUUGGAUGGAGAUGAUGAAGGGGGAGAAUCGAGGAUGGCGGUUAUUAGGCUGCGGUCUGGGGAUGCUGUGCUUAUGAGUGGUGAGAGUAGGUAUGCUUGGCAUGGUGUGCCCAAGGUCGUGGAAGGGACGUGUCCGACUUGGAUGGAGAAUUGGCCGGCAUUUGAGGGAGUAGAGGGGAAAGAAGGGGUUGACGAUGACUUUGCGAAGUGGAAGGGCUGGAUGAAAGGCAAAAGGGUCAACUUGAACGUACGGCAGAUGUUCGAUCGAGGAGACCCCGCAGCCUGA